Molecule: messenger RNA, 3043 nt
Organism: Scleropages formosus (Asian bonytongue)
Lineage: Eukaryota; Metazoa; Chordata; Actinopteri; Osteoglossiformes; Osteoglossidae
Gene: prelp
Product: proline/arginine-rich end leucine-rich repeat protein
Exons: 3
Coding region: 83-1195 (370 amino acids)
Molecular function (GO): protein binding
Source: RefSeq, a predicted model, not a curated record
GAGAAAGAAAGAAGAAAGUGAGGGAAACUCUGAGAAAGAGAGAGCGACCUCAAGACUUCAUUAAGGUAUCAGCUGCAGGACCAUGAAGGUUGAGUUUGGAUUCUGUCCUUUGCUGAUCCUCCUGUUACUUGGAGCUGUCUGGGCUCAGAGGGUUAGGCCAAGACCCAGACCCAGUACUACUAGGAGGCCCGUCCCUCCACCUCGCGAGCCCGUGGAACCUACAGACUUCCCUCCUCCAAUUCUGGGUCCACCAUCUAUCUUCCCGGACUGUCCCAGGGAGUGCUUCUGCCCCCCUUCAUACCCCAAUGCCCUGUACUGCGAAAGCCGUAACCUCCGGCAGAUCCCUAUCAUCCCGUUUCGUGCUCAUUACCUCUACCUCCAGAACAACUACAUUGAUGAGGUCACAGUUGAGUCAUUUAAGAAUGCAACAGAGCUCAAGUGGAUCAACCUGGAUAACAAUCGCAUCCGCAGGGUAGAGCGUCAGGUAUUUGAGAAGCUCCCCAACCUGCUCUUCUUGUACAUGGAGAGAAACAACCUAAGGGAGGUUCCCAAUAAUCUUCCAGCCAACCUGGAGCAGUUGCGACUUAGCCAUAAUCAAAUCACCAAGAUUCCUGCUGGUGUCUUCAACAACAUGGAGCACCUGGCUCUACUAGACCUGCACCAUAACAAGCUGAGUGACAGUGAUCUGAGCAGAAACAUCUUCAGAGGACUUAGGAACUUGGUGCAGCUCAACCUAGCCCACAACAUCCUGAGAAAGAUGCCUAGCAAUGUACCCUCAAACAUCUAUCAGCUCUUCCUUGACAAGAACAACAUUGAGGAAAUCCCUAUGGACUAUUUCAAGGAUUUAAACAACAUAGCCUUUGUUCGGCUCAGCUACAACCAGCUGACUGACAAGGGGAUCCCCAAGAAAGUGUUCAAUGUGUCCACCCUCCUAGACCUGCACCUGGCCCACAACAAGCUGAACACGGUGCCCAUUUUCAACCCACAGCUGGAGCAACUGUACCUCAACAAUAAUGACAUUGAGGCUAUCAAUGGCACAGAACUGUGCCCAUUGCCAGUGAUGUCGAUGAACCUGUACGACGAAGGUAUCUUGCCUAAGCUAAGGUACCUGAGGCUGGAUGGGAACCACCUGAGCCCUCCAGUCCCUAUGGAUGUCAUUAUGUGUUUCAGACACCUCAAAUCUAUUGUCAUUUAGUGUUCUCCUGCCAGUACACCAUCGUGCCAUCUGCACACAGACUCCCACUUCGUCAACUGCUCUUACCAGUGGAUCCAGAAGUGGACUCCCAAACUUUUGUGCAGAGAAAAGGAGAAGAACAAGUUCAAGACAGACUUCUAUGAUACAGGGAGGAUUUUUUUUGAUUUAUACAUUAUGAAAUUACUAGCAAUCAUUUCAAGAUAGAAUUUUUUUUUUAAAUCUGUAAACUUGUCUUUCUGACACUUUUAUACAAGCACAAAUGUAUUUGCAGUUAUCAUGUUCUCUACGUUUUGCCUGUUGUAAUACCUGUAGUAAUACAUAGAAACAACGAGUGCAAAAAUAAAGGUACAUUAGCUGACAUACUGUAAACAUACAGAGUAGUUACGGUGACAGGUUGGUUGUAUAUAUUCAUGAACUAUAAAGCAAAACCAAGAAAGGACAUCUUGUAAGGAAAGAUUUGAAAAGAAGGAAUCCUUAAUGUAUUUAAGCAGAUGGGUCAAAAAUACAGAAGCACACGUGACUACUAUGUAGUUGAAAAUGUCCUCAAUGGACCUACAUUUUUAAGGUAUUAUGUAUGAAAAUGUUCCCCUCAACCUUCUUUUGUAAAAAUGAGUCCUGUACAAAUGAAAUGUAUAAUUGCAUGUUAGAAUCUGCACUUUUAAAAUGAAAUACAACAUAAAAAAUAUGAAAGGAUUUCUUUUAAAUGACAUUGGCAGCAUCUUGAAAAAAAGAAAAAAACUUGUACUCGUUUGAAUUAGUGAGUAAUUCAGGACAGCAAGGUAAGUUUUGGACAUGUAUUUGUUUCACUAAUAAACAUUAGCAUUAGAUUAGAUAUGACCUGGUAACCUGGUGGUAUGUUUUGCCUCUUACGCAGAUGGGGUAUAAGCUACGAACAAUAGCUUGAAAAACAAAUUUUUUCCAGGCCCUAUCCUGUAAGCUGGACAAGAAAAUCUAAAACACUUUCAGAAGGACAGCAAAAUUCCAAACUUCAGAAUUUUUUGUUUCUUCAUUAUAACACAUAAAAAAACACUGCUAAUUGUUUAACCUACAUCACCAGUAAUGCAGUCUAGCAAUGCAGAGACCAUAAAUGCAUAGGACACAACUUGGAAAUGUAAAAAUAAAAAAAUAACCCCCAUGAAUGGCAAAAUUUGCUUGUAUAAUUUCCAGUAAGAUACAUUAUAGAAAUUCAGAUCAGGCAGAUUAAACAGGUGUUUUUUUACACAGUGGAAAAUUAGUUUAUGACUCAGUUUUUUCAGACUGCAGCUUGUAAGACAAGAUUUGGUUGAGGUUAUUGGCGCAUAUUGUCAUAAUAUACAAAUAUACGAAUUCGUCAUGGAAAAACGUAACAGUGAAAAACUUCCAGCCAGACAUUUGUGCAAAAAAAUCCAGAUUCUGUUCAUACUGUGUACUCAGUUUUGUUUGUGUGGGUGUCUUAUUUAAAUUUUCUUGAAUUAAUGUAAAGAGGUUACAGUGAGAAUGAACUACAGCAGGUUUAUGUGACCCUGCAAUGAGCUGGUGCUGCUCUUUUCUUUUCUUGCAAAACUGGCCAGAUGUAUUUCAAAGUGACAAAAUAAAGCACACAAAGUUUUUCAUAGCAUUAAAAGGUUAAAAGCUCAUCGAGGUGGCUAAGCCAUUCUCGCACAUCAUUUAUGGUAAAAAUAUUUGUGAAGAAUAAAAAUACAUUUUUAAAAAUAUCUACCUUAUUUAUGAAACAAAUGAAAGGCACCACCUCAUUAAAAUGCAUGUCAUCAUUCUAAACUGAUUUCCAAAUGUUGACAGAAUGUUCACAAAUAACAUUUUGGACAAAUAUAUAACUGAUCAAGUAUAUUUCGUUGAAUUUUGGAAAAU